Messenger RNA from Rhagoletis pomonella (apple maggot), 675 nucleotides. RefSeq lists its product as uncharacterized. Bases 1 to 675 code for a protein of 224 amino acids. Lineage: Eukaryota; Metazoa; Arthropoda; Insecta; Diptera; Tephritidae. The record is from RefSeq and is a predicted model, not a curated record. The transcript has a single exon.
AUGGACUUCUGGUUCAUAGCCGGCGGAAUUGCGGCCGAUAAACAAAAAGCCGCAACAGUUUUGGCAGCCCUAGAACCAAGUGUCAUUGCGCAGCUUAGCGAAUCAAUUUUUGCCAUGCCGUCCACGGACUGCUAUCCGUUUAUCAAAUCGAAAAUUCUAGAGCAUUUCACGGACAGUGAACAUCGGCGACUUAAUCGCUUGUUGUCCGAAAUGCCACUGGGGGACAAAAGGCCGUCCGAACUCUAUAGCGAGAUGAAGCGAGUAGCCGGAAACGUUAUUGGUGAAGCCGCGCUCAAAGGCUUAUGGACAAAACGCUUGCCCGAAGCCGCGCAAGCCAUGGUUGCAGCUUCCACCGGAACAGCAGCUGAGUUUACUCGCAUAGCAGAUACUAUUAUUGAUACCUUAGUUCCAUAUCAAGAUAAUGUGGUCUCUACCAGCCGUCAAGAUGAGAUUCACGAGCUCCGAACAGCAGUGGCGGAAUUGAGUAAAUCAUUCCAAAAGCUCACCUCACGUUUACGUCCUCGAAACCACAAAAAUGGGAACACCGCGCGAUCAAAUAGUCGAAGUUCACCGAGCAGCAGCGAUUUGUUUUGGUACCACAAAAAAUUCGUUAAAAACGCCCAAAAUUGUCGAAUUCUCUGUCGCCACAAACAGCGUGUCGUACAAGCGGUAUAG